AUGGUGGCGGAGGUUAGCAGAUCAGAGAGUGGAUAUGGGUGGACAGUGGUAGUAGCUGUGUUUUUUAUCUACGUGAUCGAAGUAGGAAUACAAGCGAUAACUGGAAUAAUCCACACUGAACUGGUCAAGUCGACGUCUGCUGACCUGGCGGUGAUCGGUUGGAUUGGUUCUUUGAUGGUCGGACUCUGUACGCUGGCAGCACCAUUUGUGUCCGUCCUGACGCAGCUGGUAUCCUGUAGAAUUCUGCUUAUCAUCGGAAAUCUAUUAAUCAGUCUAGGAUUCUUCUGCGCAGCCUUUACUUCGUCAGUUCCGGUGUUGAUUUUGUGUCUCGGAGUUCUUCCAGGAAUCGGUAUGAAUUUAGCUCAGUUCUCUUCCACUAUCUUACUCAAAGGAUAUUUCGUGCAGAAGUUUCCUCUUGCCAUUGGAAUUUGUCUGUCUGGUUCUGGUGUUGGUAUGAUAGGAUUCCCCCCGUUUUUUGUUUACUUGCACACAAUCUUCGGAAUUAAAGGAGCCUUCCUUAUGUGUUCGGCCAUUUCUUUGAAUUGUGUCGUAUUUUCCUGCCUUUCAAAACCAAGCAAAUUUCAAUCUCGAAAAAAACCAUCGGAAAAGAGAUUUUCAAUUGCAGAGCUCUUUGACUUUAGCCUUUUUAAAUCGCUUAACUUUGUUUUGUUUGUGACGGCUCAUCUGUUAUUCAACAUUGGUUACGCUGCUCCUUUCACUUACUUGCCAAUCAAAGGAGAGGAGGAGGGCUUCUCGGAACAGUCGUCUGCUCUUUUCAUAACAUCACUGGGAGCCGGAAGUUCGAUAGGAAGAAUAACGUUUGGAUGGUUCUCUGCGAAGUUUCCGCGUGUUCGUAUCCCAGCAUAUCUUGCUGCGGUGUUCAUGGCUACACUGUCCACACUUCCGGUGGCCAUUUCCUCCUCCUAUCCAUUAAUAUUGGUCUGCUCAGCGGUUCUUGGCGCGAGUUCAGGAAUCAUCCACACAGAGAUACCUACAUUACUGAUGGGAAUGUUGGGAGUAGACUGGUUACCUAGUAGCUUAUCUAUAACAGCUCUUCAGCAAGGUAUUGGAUCUUUAGUUGGAAUACCAAUUACAGAAAUGAUAUGUCGAACUGCUGGGAACAACAAUAUUGCAUUUUUCUUCACCUCUGGCGUCCAUGCAGUCGCCCUUCUACUCAUGGUACUGUCUUUCUACUUACCUGACAGAGGUUUACACAACUCACAUGUACAAACACAGAAAUUAGAGGGGGAAAUUGGAGUAUCCAAACCGGAAGUCUUUGUUGUCGAUUUAUCGGAUCCGAACAUCAACGGUCCAACGGCAGCUUAAUGUCAAAAAGUCAAUCGAAUAUUUGUUACGAGUAUUUUCUAAUACAAUGUACAUCAUUAGUUAUAUAUUUACGUCUUAUCGUUGUCUUCGAUGCUAACAUAUUUUUUGAAAUUUUAUGCAUGUUUAAUGUUAAUUUUAUCAAAUUGUUUUUUUUUUAUUCGCUGUUGUUUAUGAACACUGAUGAAAAAUGAAUUCAUUAUUAUAUGAUUAUAAUGAUAGCUCUUCUCUCCGGAAGUUCUUAUUCAUCAUUGCAUUAAAUGGUCAAAGAUCUACGGAAGAAUCAACUUUUGAAUCAGCCCAGGCAUUUUUACAUUUGUGGGUCUAUAAACGUAGUAUUUGUAAUAUAAAUAAAAUCUUGUUUUCAGCCA
Molecule: messenger RNA, 1694 nt
Organism: Saccostrea echinata
Lineage: Eukaryota; Metazoa; Mollusca; Bivalvia; Ostreida; Ostreidae
Product: monocarboxylate transporter 2-like
Exons: 6
Coding region: 1-1326 (441 amino acids)
Biological process (GO): transmembrane transport; monocarboxylic acid transport
Molecular function (GO): monocarboxylic acid transmembrane transporter activity
Source: RefSeq, a predicted model, not a curated record